GUACUAGGUAGUACCUACCGCUGACUCGAGAUCUGCCCAAAGCGAAAGCUCCGCUUUUGGACACUGUCGGUAUGCUCUGCAGUCUCGUGCACCCUCAAAAGCACUGGUGAUCGCACAAAACUCGCCACAUCUCCAAAGUCACUUUGCUCCCCAUUCUCCUCUCUCGCCCAGCUGCCCGUUGCUGCAGCCAUGGCGACCAAGCUCCAGCUCCUCGCUCUGCUGGCUCUCUCCCUGGUCGCCGUCUCGGCCGCCCGUGACAGCAUUUUCAUUCAGGGGGACGAGAAGCAGGAGAUCCCAACUGCAUCCUUUGAUCCGCAGUCAGGGAGGUUCCAGAUCUCCAAUGAAACAGUGGAGGCGCCGAGGCGCAAGGCGCUGGGCCUGGGCCAGAGCAGCCAGGUGUCGGCGACAUUUUACAACUCACCUGGCAUGGACUGCACGACGGGUAACGGCCAAUGCGGUUACGGUAAUGAUGUUGACGGGAAUGCCUACGGUGGCGGCGGCCCUUUCGUGGAGACCUCUCUCUAUCCUUACCACGCGGCCUCUGGCAACUUUGGCUACCUCGGCGGGUGCGGCGCUUGCGGCGUCCUGACCUACAACGGCAAGUCGCGCGGCUUCGUCAUCACUGACGUCACUGACCACAAGGAUGACAUCGGCGGCGACGGGUGGCACAUUGACCUGUGCCUGCCUUCGUUCAACUAUUUCACCAACGGACAGGCGGGCGACGGGAGUCACGGAGGGAUCUUCACCGGAACGUGGACGAGGGUGGACUGUUCUUGCAUGGGCGCCCCUGACUACCCCGACCACGCCAUGGUCGUCCGCACCCAGGCCUACAACCAGUGGGCCAAGGCGGUCGUCAUCUCUCGCGUCGGGGGGGUCGGCGAGAUUGCCGGCGUUAACUUCAAAACCCGCAACGGGGGGUUCACCUCAGGCGUGAAAGUCGCGGGGUGGGGGGCUUGGUGGGCGCCCACGUCCGGAAUGGGGGGCCAGGGGGGGGUUGCGUUGGAAAUUACCAUGAAGGACGGGAAAUCGUUCACGACUGACAGCUACCCUCUCCCCGAUUACAGCCUGUGGGGCACGGGCAACGUGUACAAUGUGUUUGAUAACUUGCCGUCCGCGUGCUAAGGGGGGAACGGAAAGAGACGUGAUUGCGGGGGGGUUACACGUGCCCUCAACGAGCCAGGGGGGAGAAAACGAGUUGUUUGCUGUGCCCAAAAAGGGGAAUUCCUGUGACAUUGAGUGUCCGACCCGGGGGGUAAAGGGCGCCUUCUACAGCAGUGGAGGGGCCCCAGCGCUGCACGCAUAUUUUGUACUCUCCACCCCCCAAAACGAAGACCAGGCCUCGCAUAGAUAAACUAGCAGCGUCCCUUGUAGUUUAAAGAGUCGUGUGCGUUCCCAUUCCGGCCUGUCGGCUGGACUUCGGAACAAGGAGCGAGUUGGGCUGUUCGAUUGAAUAGCCGAAAGGCUUCUUCCGAGAGUUGUGCAUUAGUGUUGCUUCAAACCUCUGCAGCAGCGGCGGUUUGACAGUGGGUUGUAGUGCCAACGAUCAGUUACCAGAGGGUUUACGAGCUGUAACCAGAGGGUUACACGGUCAGUAACCAGAGGGUUACAGUAGUGAUCAAGAUAGGAGGCACGCAGGCUCGCACCAUGUACUUUUAUUCAAUCAGUCACUGGGAGGCAAUAGAGUGGAUCAGUUGAGCUCGGAGGGAAGACAUUGAAGAUCAUUGAGCAACGAGCACGUAGAGAAUUCUUUCUCGCUUAGAUCUAGCUGGGUAGUGACUCGUCGCAGAGUCGACGAGGGUUCUUGGUUGUGGACAACUGUGGAGACAGACGUCUCCUUUCUGCAAUCAGAUCGAAAAUUUUCAGGAUCUGUUGUUCAUUUGAAACAAUCAACGAUGCUGCUGAACUCUCAAAGAAAACCAGCAAUUGUUGCGUUUCUUUACAGUACACUGCAUGGUAUGCGAUCUGAAGUUGAUUAUUCCUC
This is a messenger RNA of Klebsormidium nitens, 1981 nucleotides long. The record is from the annotation of a GenBank genome assembly. NCBI's taxonomy places the organism in Eukaryota, Viridiplantae, Streptophyta, Klebsormidiophyceae, Klebsormidiales, Klebsormidiaceae.